CAAAGCAGCACCAUUGUGAAAAAAGAAUCUCACAAAAUUGACAACAGAGUGAAGAGAGACAAAAAAAUGGGUCGAGCCACAAGAUGGUUCAGGGGUUUAUUCAGAAUCAAACCUUCCUCAUGUUCCGGCUCCGGCACCAUUUCUAACCGCAUUGACCGCUCUUCACUCGCUGGAGUGUCUCUCUGCGACAGCUACGAGACCAUACCUCCCAAUAUUUCCGAGAGAGAAGCUGCGUGGCUAAGGUCGUUCUACGCGGCAGGGGAGGAGGAGAUAGAGCGUCGAGCGCAUGCAGUUGCGGUUGCUGCUGCCACAGCUGCUGCAGCUGACGCAGCUGUUGCGGCGGCUAAAGCUGCGGCUGCGGUUGUUAGACUCACGGGUCAAGGGAAGAGUGGUCCGCUAGGUGUUGGAAACAGCCGUGAGAAUCGUGCGGCUAUGCAGAUCCAAUGUACCUUUAGAGGCUACUUGGCGAGAAAAGCGUUGAGAGCAUUGAAAGGAGUGGUGAAGAUACAAGCGUUAGUGAGAGGUUUUUUGGUACGGAAGCAAGCGGCGGCGACUCUCCGGAGUAUGGAGGCUCUUGUUAGAGCUCAGGCCACUGUUAAGUUUCAGAGAGCUCUCCGCCGUAUCGGAAACAGUGCUCCGGCAAGAAAGUCCACGGAAAGAUUCUCUGGGUCUCUAGAAAACCGAAACAACGGCGAAGAGACAGCUAAAAUAGUAGAGGUAGAUACAGGGAUCCGACCCGGACACUAUAGAAUCCGAGUACCCGUUUUAUCAGGUUCAAAUUUUCUAGACAACCCGUUUAGACGCACGCUCUCUUCACCGCUCUCUGGCCGUGUCCCACCGCGUUUAUCAAUGCCUAAACCGGAAUGGGAGGACUGCAGCAGUAAAUUCCCGACGGCGCAAAGCACACCUCGUUACGCCGGAGGGUCUCCGACAAGAAGCGUGUGCUGCUCUGGCGGAGGAGUAGAAGCUGAAGCUGAGGCUGAUGUGGAUGCUCACCAGUUGUGUUUCUUGUCGGGAGAGUUUCAUUCGAACGUUAUGGCAGAUACAACUUCUUUUAGGGGGAGACUGAGGUCGCAUAGCGCGCCGAGACAGAGGCCGGGGAUUAAUGCGGCCGGGAGCGGAUGGAGGAGGAGUGUUGGUGGAAAUGGCGGUGUUCGGGGGCAGAGACCGUCAUGUUCUGGUGUCCGAGAGGCUGUGGUGGGGAAUAUCGAAAGACAUAGGGCUCAUUGGUGACUCUCGUUCCAAUGAUUCCUGUCUUUUUAGUCUUCGUUCAUUUGUUUAAAAUUGUUCUUUUAGUAGAAUAUUAAUUAUUAGUAUCCAUUUUGUAAUAUCUACCCAAUGAAACCAUCGUCUUUUCUUAUCCGGUGUAUAUACUAUUAGGUUCAGUUUUGA
Molecule: messenger RNA, 1392 nt
Organism: Raphanus sativus (radish)
Lineage: Eukaryota; Viridiplantae; Streptophyta; Magnoliopsida; Brassicales; Brassicaceae
Product: protein IQ-DOMAIN 25
Exons: 3
Coding region: 67-1233 (388 amino acids)
Molecular function (GO): protein binding
Source: RefSeq, a predicted model, not a curated record